AUGAUAUACGACGGCUGCAGUGGUCUCUCGUUUUCUUCACUGAGUGGCCCAUCGUUCUUUCUCCCAGUUCGUUUGCUGUGGCGCUACGGGCUACAAUUGGUCAAGUUGAGAUCUUUCAUGAGCUCACACAUGAGGGAUUUUUUAAGGAUUUACAGACUUCAAGACGACGGUGAAUGUUUUACGACCACAGCCAGCCUAUUUGCUGCCAUAAAACCAGAGUUCGUAGAAAUGACAAAAUGGAGUUUUGAUGAUUGGCUGAGCCAACGAAACAAAAUUUCCGAUCCAUUAAAGUCCGAGAUUUUAUACGGCGCAUUAUCGAAAACCUACUGCCAGAGCCUCGAUGUGCACGCUUUUGCGGGUUUCCUUAGCUUGGCAUCCAUUAUACCAAAACUGGCCGCUAUCCGAGAUGGCAACGAACUUGUUCCCAAAAUGCUGAUUGAGCAUGCUCUGGAGCACAAUCCGCCCGGGAAUCCAGGAGGGUUUAUCCAAGCAAGGGUUACUACCAUCGAGCCGUCUACAUCCGUUGAGGGCUCCUAUACCGUCGAAUAUGUUCUAGACCAAGAGAAAAACACCAAGAAAGCCACGUUCGACUACGUUGUCUUGGCAGCGCCCAUGCACCAAGCGGCAACUAUUUGUGGAAAAGGCAACAUCAAAUUACCCACAGCGACCUAUCGCCGGGUAGAUCAUACGUUCAUUCAUGGGACGCUCAAGUAUUCUGCCUUUGGAAUAUCACCUGACUCUGUCACAGUGAAUAAACUGCCGAUGAUUUUUCCAAGUGCAAGCGCUUACGAAGAAGAGUUGUGCCCAUUUAGAAGUAUAAUUUCUUUGCCAAGAAAUGUCGCGGAUGGCGGUGUCAACGUUUACUCCUGUUUCAGUGAUCCAGAGCGCUUGACCGACCCCAUCAAAUCGCUCACCGCUUUUAUCGACCCAGUGAAUCCGACAAACGAUGCGGACUCAUACGGCCUAAAAACGGAGUUUUUGGCGUUUCCAGUUUUCAAGCCAGUGGAAGAUCCCCAAGAGGAACUUGGUUCUUUUAUCUUGGCACCCAACCUAUAUUAUGCCAAUGCAAUUGAAGCCAUGGCUUCUUGCAUGGAGAUUGCGGCGAUCGGAGGUCGCAAUGUCGCUCUGCUGAUCGCCGCGAAAAGACGAUCAUCGAAACAGCCGACAUGA
Molecule: messenger RNA, 1170 nt
Organism: Dicrocoelium dendriticum
Lineage: Eukaryota; Metazoa; Platyhelminthes; Trematoda; Plagiorchiida; Dicrocoeliidae
Source: the annotation of a GenBank genome assembly